AUGGAUGUAUGCAAUAUUUAAUUGCAUAUUUGCCUUUACUUAAAGAAUUUUUUAAUUUAGGAGGUUUUGGUGCAAAAGCAUAUUAAUAAGUUAAGGAAUUUAUACUCCUUAGAGAAAAUUUACUUCUGCAUUAGCUAUAUUGUCUUCGUUGGUGUCAGGUGCUAUAAUUGGUUAGGCUUUGAUUCCAAUACCAUUGGUAGGAUGUAUUGUUGGAGGAAUUAUUGGAGGUUAUUUGGAGAAUAAGGGAAUGACUAAUUAUACUAAGAGUAGAAAUCUUAAAAAGUUAUGUAAAAAUUAUUAUAAAAUUAAUUAUAAGAUGGUCAUUGGGAAUGCAAUAUGAUCAAUUUAGAUAUUUUGGUUAUAAAUUUUAAAAUAUUAAAUGAUUACAUACCCAAAGUUUUAAGUGAGGAUAGUGAGAGACAAACAAAAUGGAUAAAUUUAGUGAUAUUUACAAUAUUGAGUUUGUUCUUUAAUUUAAACGAUAUAGUGAAAGUGUGGCAAGAAUGUUUAGACUGUUUACUAAAAAUAUAUAUAAAUUGA
Paramecium primaurelia is the source of this 540-nucleotide messenger RNA. The record is from the annotation of a GenBank genome assembly. Lineage: Eukaryota; Ciliophora; Oligohymenophorea; Peniculida; Parameciidae.